AUGGCGAAGAGUGCGCGAGCUAGUAGGGUCAAGACGAACAACACCGCUCUCAGAAAGAAGGUCUUCGGCCCUGUCGAGACAGCUCGUAAUAAGCGACUGAAUGCAAAGUUGCUUGAGCUUGCCCAGCAAGCGAAGCCUCAAAGAAGCGAGAUGGAUGUUGUUCCGGACAGCGCUGAGCAAAAAGAUGCGGAGAAGGCCGAGCCUCAAGCGACUGCUGAGGGUAAAAUGGAGGUGGAUGAGGGUGCCGGAGCCACGACGGCUAAGCGAACCGAUUCCGAAAAGAAGCCACGGUCCAACCGGAUUCGGAAGCCACGAAAACCAAGAAACAAUAUUGUCUUCGCGCCUACCGCAUCUACGCCAGAAGCCUACCAGCCUGUCAUUCCAGAAGUGGCCUACAUGUUUGCCACCUUCCUCGGCCAUACGAGCACAAGUCGGGCUGUCACGCGGGAAUCUGAACAAGACUGGUACGAAGACACCAAUGAUUCUUGCACCAACAAUGCACUCAAGCUGCUACCACGACGGCAUCAUGACGCUGAAGGAUAA
Molecule: messenger RNA, 543 nt
Organism: Baudoinia panamericana UAMH 10762
Lineage: Eukaryota; Fungi; Ascomycota; Dothideomycetes; Mycosphaerellales; Teratosphaeriaceae
Exons: 4
Coding region: 1-543 (180 amino acids)
Cellular component (GO): preribosome, large subunit precursor
Source: RefSeq, a predicted model, not a curated record